AUGGCUUCCUCUGCCAUUCACAUGACCCAUCUCGGCGAGCGGUCAUUCAACCACAGCGCCGGCAAUGACGCCGAGGCCGAGUAUGACCGUCUCCGCGACCUCGCCCGCAAGGAGGCAGGCAAGCGCUCGUCCUGCAUGGACCGCUCCCACCAAGCCUACCAAAAGGGCGACGGCGCCGGCGCCAAGGCCCUGUCGGAAGAGGGCAAGAAGCACGCCGCGCAGAUGGACAUGUACAACCGCCAGGCGUCCGACUAUAUUUUUCGGGAGAACAACGCCGUCGGCCGCGUCGCCGCCGACACCAUUGACCUGCACGGCCAGUUUGUCGAAGAGGCCGAGCGCAUCCUGACGGACCGCAUCCGGGCUGCCCAGUCCCAGGGCCAGAACCACCUGCACGUCAUUGUCGGCCGUGGCAACCACAGCGUGAACCACAUCCAGAAGAUCAAGCCGGCCGUCGAGCAGCUGUGCCGCGAGCUCGGCCUGCAGUAUGCCACCGAGCCGAACGAAGGCCGCAUCUACGUGAACCUGCAGGGCGGUGCCGUCGACGGCGCGCCGCCGCUGCCGCCGCAGCCGUCGGGCCACCUGGGCGGCUACCAUGGUGGUGGCGGCGGCGGCGGCGGCUACCCGAGCCAGCCUCAGAACAGCUACGCCGGCGCGGCGCACGGCAACCAGUACCCGUACCAGCAGCAGCAACAACCGCACUACCAGCAGCACCACCAGAACCAGCACCAGAACUACAACAACAACAACAACGACCAGAUGGAGCAGCAGAUCGAGCAGGCCGUGGUCAAGUGCUUGCCGCGGUUGCUCAAGAACUGCUGUACGAUCAUGUGA
This is a messenger RNA of Sporothrix schenckii 1099-18, 831 nucleotides long. RefSeq lists its product as uncharacterized. The record is from RefSeq and is a predicted model, not a curated record. Bases 1 to 831 code for a protein of 276 amino acids. Lineage: Eukaryota; Fungi; Ascomycota; Sordariomycetes; Ophiostomatales; Ophiostomataceae. The transcript has 2 exons.